This is a messenger RNA of Rhodofomes roseus, 1344 nucleotides long. RefSeq names its product S-adenosyl-L-methionine-dependent methyltransferase. NCBI's taxonomy places the organism in Eukaryota, Fungi, Basidiomycota, Agaricomycetes, Polyporales, Fomitopsidaceae. The coding region runs from base 1 to 1344 and encodes 447 amino acids. The record is from RefSeq and is a predicted model, not a curated record. Gene Ontology annotation, molecular function: O-methyltransferase activity. The transcript is spliced from 11 exons.
AUGUCUGGCAAAACUGAAGUGCAGGCUCUACUCAGGAUUAUCAACCAAGCGACGCAAGACGCACUCGCCGCCUAUGCGAAUAGCGGGGAAGACGUUCCUUCGCUCUCCUCCGUGGACGAAACGUCCGUCCUCACGAUGGCCAACAAUCUUCAUCUGAAGCGGGCUGUCCGGCUUUUGGAAGGUGCCUGCGAGCAGCUUUGUGCGACGUUGGCGCCUCCGGGACAAUCUAUCGUCGAUCGCUCCCAGACUCCUGUGUCCAAUUGUCUGCGCGCAGCUAUACAUGCAGGCAUCGCGGAUGUGCUUCGUGGUCACCCCGAAGGGAUGCAUGUCAAGGAUCUUUCCCCGCUCGUGAAGAUCGAAGAAGGGAAGCUUUGUCGCAUACUCAGGACUCUGGCUACGCGUCAUUGUUUCAAAGAAGUGGAUGUUGACACGUUUGCUAACAACCGCCUUUCCGUCGCGCUGCUCAAGAACAGCCCCAUCAUGAAUUUAGCCGACCUGUACGCGACUGAGGUUGGGAAUGGCGGUAACGUCCUAUAUGAACACCUCUCAGACCCGCGGAGCAAUGGAUCGUACCAUCCGGCGAAGUCACCGCUGAUGUACGCCCUCAAGGGCCCCGGGAACGAAACUGUUGGCUUCUUCGAUUGGUUGCGGUCCACGCCUGAUCGGGAGAAGAACUUCAACACCGGUAUGACGGGUGUCGGAACACUCAUGGGAAGCCUCGCUUUGUUGGAAGGACUUCCUUGGGACAAGAUUUCGACCGUUUGCGAUAUUGGCUCUGGCGUAGGCGCAUAUGCAAUUCCCCUCGUACAGCAAAACGUCAACCUCAAGUACACGCUGUGUGACAUGCCGGCUACUAUUGAUCAAGCUAGAGAGGUAUGGACGAAAGAGUUCCCGUCAGCGGUUGAAUCGGGAAAGGUCGCCUUCUCCUACUUGAACUUCUUCGAAGAAGUCGCACCGGCCGGGCAAGACAUCUACUACAUGAGGGCCAUCUUGCAUAGCUGGACCGACGACCAGGCUCUUGGCAUACUCAACAACAUCCGAGCUGCAAUGAAACGGACCAGCCGUGUUUUUAUCCACGACCAUCUGAUUCAGUCCUCCGCUCGCGUCAAAAAUGUCACUGCGCACGCGCAGCUUGGUGUCGACACGGCCCCGGAGCCCAUGCUUCCCAAUUUCGGCUCUGGGAAGAAGAGAACGUUCAACAUGGACAUGUCUAUGCUCAUCACUUGUAACUCGAAGGAGCGCACCUUGCCGGAGAUGAUCACUCUUGGUCGGCGGGCAGGUCUCAAGCUCGUGAAAGUCUGGGAUCUGGUGGAGACCAGCAUCGUCGAGCUGGAGUUUGAGUAG